AACAAUAGAUUGAUAUAUAAAAAUAAAAUGUUUGUUGUUUUAUGACAUCAAAUUUCUAAUUUAUGUUGUAUUUAUAGUCAAUUACUUUAAUUUUUAUUAUUAUUAUGUCAGCUGAAAAGAGAAGUGGUAGUGUAGACAAAUCUGAAGAUGCAGAAGACGAAGAGUGGAUUGGGCCUAUGCCUUCAGAGGCGGCAAAACCAAAAGCUAAGAAACGAAAAGUAUUGGAAUUUGAAUCUCUAUACUUAGAAAAUUUACCAUCUUCCGAGACAUAUGAGCAUAGCUACAUGCACCGUGAUGUUGUCACUCAUGUACUGGUCACUAAAACAGACUUUGUAGUCACUGCGAGUCAAGAUGGUCACCUUAAAUUUUGGAAGAAGCAGGAGGAAGGUAUAGAGUUUGUGAAACACUUCCGUUGCCACUUGACAACAAUCAGUCAUGUGUCAGCAAACAGCACCGGAACACUACUUUGUACUGCAUCUACUGAGAAAGCCAUCAAAGUCUUCGAUGUUAUUAAUUUUGAUAUGAUCAACAUGAUUUCAAUUGAAUUUGAACCAUAUUGCACGGAGUGGGUUCACUCUGCUGGAGACCCCAUAUCUGCGUUAGCUGUAUCAGAAAAGAACACAAGCAAAAUCCACAUAUUUGACGGGACGCAAGCAUCAGGCACGCCUCUUUACACGUUCGAAACACUGCAUCAACAUUCAGUCAGCACCAUAAAGUACAAUCCCGUGUACGAAACAGCAGUGUCCGUAGACAAAGCGGGCAUAGUAGAGUAUUGGACGGGCCCCAAAUAUGAAUAUAAAUUCCCCAAAAACGUCAAGUUCAAAUCCAAACUGGAUACGGACCUGUUUGAUUUUGUGAAGAACAAAACCUUCCCGACUGCUUUGGACUUUUCGCCUGAUGGAAAGAAAAUGGCGUCGAUCAGUUUGGAUCGGAAGGUGCGCGUGUUUAACUUCCUGUCCGGCAAACUGCAUAAAGUGCUGGACGAGAGCUUGCAGCGAUUCCAGGAGUUGCAGCACCAGACACAACAAUUACCCAAUAUGGAGUUUGGCAGAAGAAUGGCGGCGGAACGGGACCUGGAGAAGUCGGAUUCGGUGCAUUUGGCCAACGUGUUGUUUGACGAGAGCGGCCACUUCGUGGUGUACGCGACCAUGCUCGGGGUGAAGGUGGUGAACCUGGUCACCAACCGCUGCGUCUCCAUGAUCGGGAAGCCGGAGAAUUUGAGGCCGCUGCAUUUGGCGCUCUUCCAGGGUCGUACAAAUCAAUCGAAGGUAGCGGCAACUCUAGAAAUGGAAGGGUCAGAGAACCCUGCACUAUUGAAUGUGAAGACUGAUCCUACGUUAUUCUGCACUGCAUACAAGAAGAACAGGUUCUAUAUGUUCUCACGGCGGGGUCCGGAUGACGUCAAGAGCCCUGACGUAGACAGGGAUAUAUUCAAUGAGAAACCCUCCAAGGAGGAUAUCAUAUCAGCCACAGAAGGCCAAGGCGUGCAGCGAGUGUAUUCAGAGGCAGUGAUCCACACAUCCCUCGGCGAUGUUCACAUACGACUAUUCGGUAAGGACGUGCCUCGAGCUGCAGAGAACUUCAGCGGGUUGGCUCGCGCCGGCUACUACAACGGGCACAUCUUCCACCGCGUCAUCAAGGGCUUCAUGGUGCAAACUGGAGACCCCACCGGUACCGGCACCGGUGGCGAGAGUAUAUGGGGCGGCGAGUUCGCUGAUGAGUUCCGGCCGCACCUGAAGCACGACCGGCCGUACACGCUGAGCAUGGCCAACGCUGGGCCCAACACCAACGGCAGCCAGUUCUUCAUCACCCUCGCACCCACGCCUUGGCUGGACAAUAAGCACACAGUGUUCGGACGCGUUGUGAAGGGCAUGGAAGUGGUACAGAACAUCGGCAGCGUGAAGACCAACCCGAAAACUGACAAGCCCUACGAAGAUAUUCGGAUCAUCUCCAUCACAGUCAAGUGAAAUUUAUACGCACACUUUAUUUAUAUUGUCAACCGGGUCUUAACACGAAUAAUUUUUU
Messenger RNA from Achroia grisella, 2025 nucleotides. Its product is annotated as peptidylprolyl isomerase domain and WD repeat-containing protein 1. Gene Ontology annotation, molecular function: peptidyl-prolyl cis-trans isomerase activity; protein binding. The coding region runs from base 105 to 1967 and encodes 620 amino acids. NCBI's taxonomy places the organism in Eukaryota, Metazoa, Arthropoda, Insecta, Lepidoptera, Pyralidae. Gene Ontology annotation, biological process: protein peptidyl-prolyl isomerization. The transcript has 11 exons. The record is from RefSeq and is a predicted model, not a curated record.